Colletotrichum godetiae is the source of this 1263-nucleotide messenger RNA. RefSeq lists its product as uncharacterized. The record is from RefSeq and is a predicted model, not a curated record. The transcript is spliced from 3 exons. Lineage: Eukaryota; Fungi; Ascomycota; Sordariomycetes; Glomerellales; Glomerellaceae. The coding region runs from base 151 to 1032 and encodes 293 amino acids.
AACAGAGCCAUCCCGAUAUGAUGCCGUCGAAUCUUGCGAAGAAAGGUGGGUAGUGGUUCAAAUGUCAAGAUGCAGAUCUCCCCUGACGCGUUGCGCACUCUGUGUAUCCGUACUGCGCCAGACGCGCAAUUUUCGGAAAGCAGGUGAAGGAUGGCGGAAAUAAAAUGUUCUACCUCGGCAUGCAGGGUGCUGCUGAACGGACAAAGACCCUGCAUCUGGCAGUCGGAGCAGAAGAGCCACUCGACUCGAGAAACGACGUCCGGCGUUUCGUCUCAUGGUGUCGACAAGAGAAAAAUCCUCCACAAUCCCAGCCACAGGCUGCGCAGUUUUUCGGGUCCAGCCGUCCGCUUUGGCAUGCCGCAUGUGAGGGUUUCAUCGGAUGGGUGGAAGUUCAGCAGACGUGGGCUAAAGCAACAGACGAAGAACCUGCGGCCAUGUGCUUUUCAUCCGAACCGAAACAUACUUGGAAGUGCUUUGACGAUCACGACCGAAGAAGAUGAUGGAGCCUUGGAGAUGCAAGCAGCCAGCUUGGGGUCAGAGUGCGACGAACUGAAUCGCGACGGAUGUUGUGGUUGGCCCGGGUGGAGGCUGGGCCGAGAAAGGUCCCUGCGCUGGCAGUCGGUGACUGGCGUGCGCGACGAAUCACAGUGGCUCAGGAGAAACCAGACGCUAGGAGGUGGUCCAGCGCUGUUGCCCAGCAGGGUCUCGGUUGACUAUGGGGCUACCGUGUGCGACGGAAGAUUAACUGUACCUUUUCCACGUUGGAUCACGCGUGUAUCUACAGUCCGUUUUACGUUCUGCACUGUCGAGUGGAUCCCGGCAGUGGCUCGGUGGUGUCGUCAUGGCCCACUCGACGCAUGCGCUGUUCAGCAGGUGAGGUGGGCAGCUACCAACACCGGGCCCAACUCCACGAGCUUAGUUGCUGCUUCCUUCCCAGUAUCCGUCCUCCGUAGCAAAAAAGUCGCAGGAGCUAUGCUCAGUCGGGCCUCACUGGCAACUGCAAACCGGGGGGGCUCCUUCUCCCCCCGCUAGUUUGGCGUCGUACCCUGGUACUCCCUAAGAAGUACACACAGUCCCGACUCCCGAGCUUGGUUUGGCGUCGGGUGUGUCUGAAAUUCUGAAUUUGGUUUGCAUCAUCUGAUGGCCUGCCCGUCAUCCAAUUCUUUAUUCUUCCCUCUUCCCUCCCAGGCUGCCCCCGAACUGCUCUUGUCCGCCAGCUCGGUCUCGAUGAACUAAUAUCGCACUUCCACCAGUCUUGUAACA